AUGGAUCGUAAUGUCUUUAAAUGCUGCAAGAAAAUUUUUAGCAGUUUUGUCUGUAUCGUUUGUAUUGAUGUUUUUCACGGCAGUUGUCUUGACAGAAAAUCUGAUGUUGUCAGGUUGGGUGGGUGCAGGAUACUGUGUUCCCCAUUAUGCCAGCGCAGUCAUCAAAUAGCGGAAGAACAGGAAGAAAACUACAAGGGAGUAAUUGAUAAGCUACGUAAUGAAAUUACCGAAAAAGAAAGUUGCCUCAAGCGUUUGAAGAGGAGCUCAAAAGUGUUCGAAGAUGACAUAAUGGAAACGGAACAAAGUUAUAUAGGCACUAUUGAAGAACAAAAGCAGCGAAUAAUUCAGCUCAAGGGUGAAAUAUCAUUUCUGAAUGAGGCUAAUAUUAAGCUUGAGGUUGACAUAAAAAACACUGAAGAACGGAUGGUUGAGUUCAAGCAACAAAUUCAGGGACUAACCGAAAUGUCAAAUGGCAUGAUAACAUCAAUUAGAGUACUGGAAAAUGAGAAUAGACUCUACCUAGAAGAAUUGAGUGAGCUCAAACAGGGGGGGACUGAGAAGACGAUGAAUAGCACGGGUAUACAAACAGAUUUGGUGGACAAUACAAAUGGAGUGAUGCCAACAACAAUAGAACUUCUCGAGGUAGAAAAAAGGAUGUUUGAAGAUAGAAUAGCACAGAAUGUGGUCAAUGAAAAAAGUUCGAGGGACCAGGCUGACGUUGGCUCUAAAAACAAAAUCGGUAAGGACAACGCUAAUAAUAAUCAGAAAAACUUACGUCCGGUUUCAAGUGUCAAAAAAAAUAAGCUACUAUUUCUAACUGAUGAAUUUGGUAAAUAUUUGUACCCAUACCUUUUGAACCAAUUUUCAUCUCAUUUUGAAGUGCAAGUGAUGUGUAAGCCAAACGCACUAUUUAAUAGUGUUAUCAAAGAUUCGUGUCUUGCUGAUUUUAAUAAAAGUGACUUUGUGAUAGUGUUGGCGGGAACAAAUAACUAUAAUAUUAAACUGAAUGACAUAACGAAAUUAGCAAAUCAGUGCUUUUACACUAAUCUCAUCCUUUGCACAGUUCCAGCCAAGCAUGAGGAUGGCUCUCCCUUCAAGGGUAUUGAGAUUGUGAAUAGGCAAAUAGUCACUUACGUAUCUAAUUUAAGAAAGUUUUCAAAUAACAUAAACUAUGUCGACCUUUACAACAAAUUUAGAUAUUCUGACUAUGUAUCGAGAAAUGUAUUUUUGAAUAGUAAGGGUUUAUCAAAAAUGGCCAUAUUCAUUCAUGCAGCCGUUGAUGGUUUUUUCCAAGCCACGUCAUUCUCCUGUCUUAGAGAAAUAAGAUUGCAGGCAUCUGCGGUUUCAGUCGAUGAGGUAAUUAGUAGUGUUUGUAAUGAUGUUGAUAAUAAUGUAAGUAAUAUUGAUCCUACAAUAAUUGUCAUUGAUGAUGAACUUUCAACUAAUAUGAAUAGUACAAAUUUUUUAGACGUUCCCCCACUCGAGAGCGGAUCAAUAGGGACAUAA
This is a messenger RNA of Ceutorhynchus assimilis (cabbage seed weevil), 1506 nucleotides long. NCBI's taxonomy places the organism in Eukaryota, Metazoa, Arthropoda, Insecta, Coleoptera, Curculionidae. The record is from the annotation of a GenBank genome assembly.